UUUCUCUACAGAUGAAGAUAAUGAUACAGAAGUGGAGGCAAUUGAGGUGGACAUGGAAUUGAACAUUGUCACAGAAUGCUGGGUUGAACCUCAAAGCGGCUAUGUGGCUGGUGUUCAGGAGAGUUGGCAAUACCUACAUGGCUUAUCCUACCAGAAAAUCCCCAAAGCGAUCCAUCCUCGAGAUCUGUCCUGCAUCCAUACUGUGCUUGCUUUUGAGUAUAUCAGUCAACUUUGCCAAAAUAAGGACUGGGUUUUCCCAGCAUGCGAUUCAAGGCCCAUUGCGGUUGAAGGUCGUGAUGCUCGAAGUGGCUCCCGUGUACAUGAGAUUCCUUUCCAGUUUGACCUCAUGAAACUUCUACCAAAAUGCCAGCAAAUUGAGAUGGGUCUUUUGAUGCUGACAAGAGAAAACGAUGGAAUAAUAAAGGAUUCUUCCUUCUUGCCCAAUGAAAUGCUUCUUGGCCUUUUUCAUGGCUGUCUCCAGCAUGACCUCAGUGACAGGGAAAUCACACUAUUGGACACAGAUCAUGUAACUUUCAUGGAGCAGGUGCUUCAGCGAGACAGAGAUGGCCACCCACCCCCUUUUAAGCUCUCUAUGGUCCAAGAACUCCCAAAGGCUUCCAUUCCUUCUGAAUGCCAGAAUCUGAAAAAUACCUACCACCCUUUUGGUAACAAAGAUACAGCUACCUCUGCAAGUUCAUAUCAGAUGUACAGAGAUUAAUGGCUUCUGGGCCAGACCAAACCUCAAAAGAGACAGGCCUUACAUUGGCCCAAGAAGCACGAGAGUUGAAGCCUAUGGCCUUGCUUCCAGCUGUCAGCAUAACACCGGCUGAUGAAACUGACCAAACUAUAGGAGAUCUAGAUGUUGGAUGCAAAAAAGAAGGACGCAUCUCCUUCGGCCGCCAAGCAUCUCAGCCUGACCUGAGUGAGAACUGCCGAGUUCGCUGUCCUGUCUUUGUCUACAGUUGCUCCUUGGAGGUGCUACGGGAGCAGAUGAUAAAUUCUAGGACAGAGAAAUCUAUACAGGAUAUCUUUUUCAGAAGCCAGUCUGUGGAGCGCCCCACUAGUGCUCCUUGGCUAGAUUCCAAGCACAAGGAAGUGGUGAGUUACUGCACUUUGCUACAGGAACAUUCUCACCAGUGCUAUGUGAAAGGACUAUUUCGGAGUCUUCAGCAAGGUCACAACAUUAGCUCUCCUGAUCUGCUAAUAGCCAUGGAUUAUUGUGAGGAACUUCUGCAGGAGAUCGAUAUCACUCACUUCCUGCUGACAUUAUGUAAUCAUGUGCGCUCCUUCUGUGAGCGCCACCAGCAGCAACUGUUUGUCAGCCUAGAAAGAAAUCAAGCAUCCAAACCACGUGGUAUACUAACUUCGGUUUCCAGUGCUGAAACAGAGGAUUUCAGUGAAGCAGAUUCCCACGGCUCUGCCUGUCCUUCCCAAGAGCCCCACCAGAGCUGUGACUCAGAAUUCCCUCUCUCGCUACUAGACAGCAAGCAACCUUGCCAAGUGCAACCUGAUUUACAAGGGAUCAUCCAGGAGAAAUUCUUGGAAAUUAGCAGCUUAUAUUUUAAGCCAGUGCCAUCCAACCCCCAUUACUAUUUCUAUUGCCCGCCUUCCACCAAAAAAGAGGAGGAGGUUUCACGGGACCACCAAGACCGAAAAGGCAGUGAAGAGGUGGAGAGUUCAGAAAAUGAUCUGGCAACUGAUGAAGGGAACACAUCCAGCUAUGUCAUUGGCACUGAGAGUGACCCAGAACUGGAGGUAGAAUAUCGAGAGCGCUUGGACCAAGAAUUUUUAGAAGCCGGCUCCUUGUCAGACUCCAACACUGUUAACCAGGAUGAUGACUCCUUCAGUGUCCUGGGAGACUCCCUGGCAGAACAGGAACUGCUGGAGCAAGACAUGCCUCCCCUCUUUAUGCACUUGACCUGUUCCGUAAAGCUACGCAGCCAGCACUGUUCCAUGCCUGUUCGCUCGCUGCCCACCUGCCUAGGAGAUGUGCUGGGCGGCCUUGAAAGCUCUAAGGCACUUCACACAAUUGACCUUUCUGACCUUUGUGUGACCCUGGAUAUUUUUGUCCUGACUGUCCCUCUGGAGAUCGAAAUGGUGAACGAUUUACAUCACAAUAGAUACACCUCUGAGAGCAGCGUCUCCUUCACCCGUUCCCCAGGACAGCCCUCUUCUUUCCGUUCAGAUGAUGAGCUUAUGCACACCUUGGACAGAAUGCCAUCAUCCUCCACUGAUUGGCAUCCAGCGCUCUCCAACCUUCCUGCAGUGCACAGGCAAGCUGUUGAAGCCACAAUGACAGAAAUCCGUUGGCUCCUGGAUGACGAGAUUGUGUCAGCAUUGCGUUACUCACAGCCUGUGACUGCUAGCAUUUUGAGUCAAGCUGCUUCUCACAUCUACAAUUCCCAGGGCCGCCCAAGCUGCCAUUGUGAGGUGGUCCCUCUGCAAUUUGUAUUUGGACCUGAGAAUUCUCUGGAAAGGUUUCGUGAGGAGUUCCAGAAAAUGCCCUUGCCUGGUUAUGUCCUCAAUCCUGAGGGGACUGAUUUCUACUAUGCAUCCGUCAGUCGCCUACAUGCCUCAGUAAGUGGACCCAGCCCUUCUGUUACACUUGAGAGCACUAUGACAGGAGGCAGGUGUGACAGCAGCUCCCUACCCUGUUCUACUCCCCCUGAUGAAGCUCAAAGUCUCUGGGCAUGGUCAACAAAUGAAAACAAGACUGGAGAAUGUCUGGGCAUAAGUAACCAAGUACCUGUUGAGGUGUCAGACCAAUUAACAUCGGUGGAUCAGCAGACCAGUAUUUUGGAACAGGGUUGUCCAGGUGAGGAAACUACUUUGAUGCCGGUGCAACCUCAGGCUUCCUUUUCAGACAAGUGGAGCAUUGAGCAAUCUCUGUUAGCUACACCAUCUGUACCAAAUCUAACAGAAUCUGUGAUCCCCAGCAAGGAAGGUUGUUAUAGGAAGCAACAGCUUAGUCAAGUGCAAAGUUUGGUGUCAAGCCAGGGAAGCAUGGAUUCUGAUCUUCUUGGAUAUGAUGGAGGUAGCAGUGAUUCUGACGGCGAGGAGGCAGUGAUGAGUGACCUAGAAUCCAGGUGCCCUCUGAUACCCGACUUCUGGCUAAUCAUCAAGAUCCACCAGGAUCGGGUUGAAGUUUAUUCCCAUACGCGCAGCUACAAUGCAGUAAAAGCAACACAGGAUGAAGAAGGGGAAUGCAUACAACUUCACCGGACAAUGAUAAAGAAGGUUGGAGAGAUUUGCCGUGUUGUUAAUCAGCGGUUGCUGCUACAAGAUCUGCAUGAUAGCCACAUUUGUAAUUCUCUGUUGGUCGCUGAGAGUGAGGAGGAUAUCUGGAAAAGUGAAACACCUUAUAUCUAUCGGCAGCGCACUGGGCAUGAUGAUUAUCCUGGAGAGGAAAGCUACCAGCCCCGUGACUAUCUUGCAGCCACUAUGCAGUUCAUACCUGGACAUUUUGCCUGUGAUGCAGUCUGGAGUACCACCAUCCAUGUGCAUUCAAGGCUCAAGAUGGGUCCCAAUAUGGGUGUGGCACGUGCCAUCCAAGCCCUGCGCUCUGUACUCAAUGCCUUCUCAGUUGUGAAUAGGAAAAAUAUGUUUGUUUACCAGGAACGUGCAACCAAGUCUGUUUUUUAUUUACGGCUCUCCGAAACAACUUCUGGUGGGAAGGCUGGGGAAAAUGAAAUCCAGAGUCUUGUGUGCCGUUCACUGGCACUUUCACGCAGCCAGGAGCCCAUUUACACUGAAGACUUGAGUGGCUCUCACUCAUCCUUGGGAACAGCCUCUUGCCGCAGUGUGGAUUCAGCUCGUCCUGUGAGCCAAAUUGAUAGACACAUCCAACUAGUGGUUCAUGGAGUGGCACCAGCAGGACCUGAGAUCACAGACGAGCUGGUAAAGGUUCUGCGGAGACGUCUAGAUGAAGCCACCCUGGAUAUCAUUACGGUUAUGCUUGUACGGAACUGCAAACUCACUCCAGCUGAUGUGGAGUUCAUACAACCUCCUGGCAGCCUGCCCACUGAAGUACUGCAAUUUACACUUCCUACUUCAUGCCUGCCUUGGCUUCCAGCUGUAGCUUGCUACCUGCGACAGAAUCUGCUGAUCUUUCUGCACACACCCAAAUACACAGAUAGCAAUGUGGAAAACCACUUCAAGCACUGCCUAAACCAGAAUAGCAGCAGCAGCAGCAGCAGUCCUGAAUUGGAUCUCUAUUUAUAUAAUAAGCCAGGAGGUCAAGGCACUGGUGGCAAAGGUGUCGCAUGCAUUGCCCUGUCCUUUGUGGAUGACUGCGGAAAUCCCAUUUCACUGGCUCGCUGGGUGAGGCCCUCCACUGUCCUGCUGAGCACUUCAUUUCUUCCAGAGGCGGACUUUGAGAGCUUGACUACAGCCAACAAGCAUGAGUGUGAACCUGGAAAGUCAUUGUCAGCUCUCUCUCCUCUAGUACGCUUUGACAUCUGGGAGAAGGGAAACAUCAGCUUGUUGCAACUGUCUGAAAGACUGCGCCAUGCCCUGCGCCAUGCCCUCUGUGAUGCCAUCAUGGAAUUUCAUGUGCUUCCCAAUCCGCUGUGUGUUGAGACAUCCACUGAGCUGGAGGAUCCAGAUAAUGUUGGAGGCCUGCGCCGGACAAUGUCUGAAUCAAAAGGAGUGACUUACAAUGCCAGAGGCAGAGCAUGCCCUCCACCUCUGCCCUUCUCAGUGCCCACCACAAGUUUGGGUGAACCUGUCACACCUACAAGCAAGAUAGGACGACGGAGCUUCUGGGAUAAGCUGAGCAAACCAGAGAUGGCAGACCAAGGAAGCCCAAAGACUACAGAUGACAUUGUGUUGGAGCGACCUGAAGAGAAUCGCAGUCGCCGUCGCCAUAAGACUGAAAGUGUGAAGCAGCACUCAAGCCAGGAACGUGCUGCUUCCGAGCAGGAGCAGAGCCAAAGACGUCGUACUUUCCAGCUAGAGGAAGGAGAUGUUGGAAUUUUGCACCCAGUUUUCAGUCAGACUUGCCAGUCCUGGAUGGCUUUCAUGAACCAUUUGGGGUGUCCAUCGGUGCAACAGUGUGUCCUGGAAAGUGUCUCCCGCUUCCUGCUGCCUUCUAUCAUGCUGCAAGUUGUGAAUCUCGUCACUACUUUAGCAAGUGACACCACUGUCAAAGUGUUUGAAAAAGUCAGUGGUCCUCAAGGCAUGUCCUUUGCGCCAUAUUCUCUGACCCCAGGCACCAGUGCCCGGCCGGCUGUUAUUCGGCAAUUUACUCUGCUCGGACGGAGCUUCCACCAGUGGCGCUGCAGCACAGUACAAGCUGUCAAAGGAUUCCAGCGUUUCGAGAGUACUGAGCUUAGCUCUGUAGAUAAGGCUUGUGAUGUUGCUCCCCGACAAAGAUUCCUCUUCAUGGAAAUCAUGGACAAAAAGUUGGUGCUGUACACUUACAAUUGGUCUGUGGACCUGGGCAGUGCCCUGAACAACUCCCUCACUCGCUUACUACAGUGGCAAAAUGCCCGAGCCCAUGUAGUACACUGCCUGCUUAGCCAGAAGCUUGGGUUGUUCCAUCAUUACUGUUAUAUGGACACCCCCUGGCAUGAGGACAGCAAGCAGGAGCAAAAUCCCUUCCUAAACUCUACCCUGGAAAUUGAUGCCCUGAUCCGGAGCCCUAGUGUUCCUCCAAGCAAGGAGCAAGGACGCCUCAGCAAUUCUGCGCGCAUCUUGCAGCCUUUGCACUUUCCUCCAGACAUGGUGCCCUUUGACGAAGCUCUCCGAGAUGUUUCAGUCAUCCAGCCUAUUGUUCAUAACCCAGAACAGGGUGUUCAUGACCCCGUAGCCCAGCAUGGAGCUCAGUUCCUAGAGAUCAAGAACACAGAGAGGAAAGAGAUGGAGAAACAGAUGAAGAUUGAGAACCUUUUUGUGACAUGGCAACAGCGUUCUGCUCAAUCCAACAUGCCCAUCAGUCUUCCAGACUUAGACACCCUGAAGCAGUCCUCACGCUUGGUCCAUUACUGUGCAACACCCCUGCUCUUUGAUCCAGGCUUCCGGCAGCAGAUUCAGGCGGAUCAACAAAGCAAGCUGGAAGGCAAGAAGCGCCAUCGCUCCAAUGACUCCACAGCAUCUGGUAGGGACCGUAGCCACAGUUGUGACUCUGCAGAAGGGCUACCAUGUCGAUCCAAGGAUGAGACCUGGCUGCUGGAACUAUGCCAUGCCUUUCUCCAGCAAUACAUACAGUAUCUGCAAAGCAUGGGCUUCAUCUUAGUACAGGUGCGCCCAGCCUCACCUGCUCGCAGCAGCACCAGCCGGAUUAGAGCUCUAGCAUCAAUGGCUGGUGAGACACGGGGCUCCUUCUCAUACUCCAGGCCAAAAGUGGAUGGGAGUCCAAAGACCACAAACCCUCCUGUCACAGCAUACCAUUUGCAAAGGGCUUUGCCUGGGGGCAUUGUACUAAUGGAAUUGGCUUUCCAGGGAUGCUAUUUUUGUGUCAAACAAUAUGCACUGGAAUGCUCCCGAAUCCCCAUGGGCCAGACUGUCAACUCACAGCUUUCCAUGCUCUUCACAGAGGAGUGCGACAAAGUACGUGAUCUUAUGCAUGUGCAUUCAUUCAGUUAUGAUUUUCACCUGCGUAUUGUACAUCAGUAUCUACUUGGAUCUCACAUGGCAUUACGGCAAGGUUAUCACCUCACAAGCUUCCUGGAAGACUUCAUUACCCAACAUCCUGACAUCCCCAAGUUUGGACGCAACCACAUAUUUCAGGGUACACUAGCAUUACCUACCAACACCAUCACAGCACAUCAGCUCUAUAAUUAUAUAACUGAUCAUGCCAGCACCUACCAUAUGAAACCCCUGCGCAUGGUCCGGCCAGGAACUAGCAAUGAGAGCAAGAAAGGAACUCCUAGCUCUGAGCAAAAUGAAUAUGCACUGGUCUCCAUUUGGAAUAGUUCUGGUUCCUACAAAGAUUCAGAGGGAUUGCAUCAUCAUGAUGAUUUUGAUGUGUCCCUGCUUGUGUGCCACAGUGCUGUGCCCUUUGAAGACCAGAGCGAGGCAGACCGACACAUGUUACGGUUGCAAUAUUAUGUAAUCAUGACAAGCCAACGGGAGCUCUUCCCUCGACUAACAGCAGACAUGCGGCGCUUCAAAAAACUCCCACGCCUACAACGAGAGGCACUAGAACCUAUCCUAGGACGCUCGGCAUGGGAGACAACAGAGGGUAGCCGGCAGCGGAAGGAAGUUCCAGAUCCUUGGGAGGAGAUAGAAGAUCAUGGCGAGUUCUAUGCAGGUGGCCCCCAAGUCAAGGUGGGCCCAGGACUCUUCUACACCUCCCCACUAUUUCCAUUACUUGCCUCUGAGGUUGCUGCUGCCCAGAAACAGCUCAGCACAACGGUACAAUGUGCCAAGGGCCACUGUCGCCGGGACAACCUCUGGAAGAGGCUCUUCUUGCUGGAGCCUUUGGCUUCCGACAAGCUUAAGCUGGGCAAGCUGUCUCUAAGUGAGCUGGAGGAGCUGUUGGAUGCUGUGCAUAAGAAGUCCAUUGCUGACAUUGAUCCCCAGUUGAGCUGCUUCCUCACUAUGACUGUCUCCUGGUACCAGAGUCUUAUCAAAGUCCUACUCAGUCGUUUCCCACAGAGUUGUCGCCAUUUCCAGAAUGCUGAUACUGGUACCCAGUACCUGGUUGUUCUGAAUCAGAAAUUCACGGACUGUUUUGUGCUUGUAUUCCUUGAUUCGCAUUCAGGAAAAACAAGCCUGGCAGUGGUCUUUCGAGAGCUGUUCCCAGUUCAACCCCAGGACAGUGAAAGCCCUCUGCCGCAACUUGUGUCCACAUACCACCACCUGGAAUCUGUUAUCAACACAGCUUGCUUCAACCUCUGGACAGGGCUGCUCUAGAAACAGUUGGACCUUCUAACUGAUCCAUAGGCAUCUACAAGAAGUCUAGAAUGGAGGUGCCCUGACAUGACUGCGAUCUGCGGCUGUAUCUUGCUGGAUAAGAAGUCAGAACACUGAAUCUGACUGGGCCAAGAAGGGGAAUCAUGAAGAGAAAGCAACAUGGCUGGCCCACUUAAAGGGGCGGGGUAUGCUUAUCCAGAGAAAUUGCUCUAGGAGGCAUCUGAAGGAUGGGCCAUGUUUCUGGGGGCUCUUUGAGUUGAAAGGCCAAAAGACUACUGGAGUCCGACCUGGCCAGUCGGCUAGAGUGACACUAUUAAAGCAUUUGGGAAGGGUUCUGCACAAUGGUGGGAAUGUUUUAUAUUAAGUGAGUGUACAGUAAAUUAAAUAAAUGGAUUACAUGAAUUUAUUUAUUAAAUAAAUUAAAUGGCUUACUAAGGACUUUGUUACA
Molecule: messenger RNA, 8305 nt
Organism: Thamnophis sirtalis
Lineage: Eukaryota; Metazoa; Chordata; Lepidosauria; Squamata; Natricidae
Source: RefSeq, a predicted model, not a curated record